CAAAUAAUUUGAGGUUUCUAAGUACCCUAUCUACAGCUGCAAUAUGGCCUCAAGAAAAGCUGGAAAGAAGGGACCCAAGAAGAGGGCCGCCCGUGCCACCUCCAAUGUCUUCGCCAUGUUCGAUCAGUCUCAGAUCCAGGAGUUCAAAGAGGCAUUCAACAUGAUUGAUCAGAAUAACGACGGUUUCAUCUGCAAAGAGGAUCUUCACGAUAUGUUGGCUUCAUUGGGACAAGAGCCCACUGAUGCUUACCUUGAGGCUAUGAUUGGGGAGGCUGCAGGACCAAUUAACUUCACUAUGUUCUUGACAAUGUUCGGAGAAAAACUAAACGGGACGGACCCAGAAGAAGUUAUACGGAACGCUUUCGCGUGCUUUGACGACGACAGUACAGGGGUGAUACACGAAGACAGGUUACGUGACUUGAUGACAACUAUGGGUGAGAGGUUCACUGACGACGAGGUUGACGAGAUGUACAGAGGUGCACCAAUCAGCGAGGAAGGAAUGUUUGACUACAAUGCUUUCGUUCGAAUGAUCAAACACGGCUCUAAAGACGAGUAGAUAUUCUAGAUAUAUAUGUACAUUUUCAACUUUAUAUAUUUACCUGAGGAGUAUGCAGCUAUAGCAUGAAAUUACUGGACUGUAAAUUGGAAAUGUCUUAUCUUUUAUCUUUGUGUUGAGAUAACAUGAGCUUAACGAACUAAAUAGACUGUGAGAGAGAUUUGCAUUUUCUGGUGGCCGAUGGGUCCCCGUGUCCAACCAUCCUGAACGCUGAAGUGACUUCCAUUAUAUUUAUAUGAUUAUUUUAUUUUUGUAAGGUUAAGAUUAGAGUUCCGUUUGAUACAUUUUGAAACGCUGUGUAGUUAUUAAACUGAUGUUGCUAUUUGUGAAUUAAAAAACAUUUUUCGUCAUGCACCCUUUUGAAUUAAUGAAGAAUUUACCCGUUUAUUGAAUUUAAAAUUUGAGAUUUUUCUUAGAAAA
Molecule: messenger RNA, 976 nt
Organism: Bolinopsis microptera
Lineage: Eukaryota; Metazoa; Ctenophora; Tentaculata; Lobata; Bolinopsidae
Product: myosin regulatory light chain 12B-like
Exons: 8
Coding region: 44-556 (170 amino acids)
Cellular component (GO): myosin II complex; cytoplasm
Molecular function (GO): myosin heavy chain binding; calcium ion binding
Source: RefSeq, a predicted model, not a curated record